GCAGACAGACAGACAGGCUCACAGUCUCUCUCCGUAUGUAUAAGACGGAGUCUUCACUCUUUCCCUUCUCUCUCACUCACACUACAAACACUUUUCCUCUCCUUUCUGUCUUCCAAGCGCGUCAUCCUCAACCUCCGACGGAUUCCGCGAACUCCGUCGUUAUCAGGUUUUGUCAUAUAAUUAUCUGCCUUGGCAAGGCUGCCGGAAGGCAGUACAGUAAUAGUAAUAAAAGCACACAUUUUUGGUGAAGAUGGGUUCAAGGGGAGGUGGAAAGCCUUUUGGUUCUGGUGCAAAUACGAGCUUAUCAUCCAAGGGAAAAAAUGUAGCAGAAGCCUCUGGUCCUGCUGUUGAACAGUUGAGUCAGGGUGUGGCAGACAUUGGUCUGGAUUCUGUACAAGAUGAUGGGGAAUGGGAGGUUAUUGCAAAGAAGUCCAAGAACAGAGCUGGAAGCAGUGCUGCAAAACCCUGGGGUUCUCAGACCACUAAUAACAAAGCAUGGGGAAAUCCUGAUGUGAUACAGAAGCUAGGCAUGAGGAAUAAUGGUGGAUCAGGAAGGAAUCCUGGCAAUGCCUGGUCAACACAGCCUGUUGAUCCUAGGGGACCAACUGGCAGAGGAGCUGCAAGGCCCCAAACAUUCAACAGGGGCAUGCAGAGCAACUACGCAGCCCCACAACCUGUAAUCCGUCCACCUCUGGAGCAUGGAUGGAGCUGGCAAGCUAGGGCUGGUGCUACUGCCCUGAGGAGUUCAGAAGAUCAGAAAAAUGAAGAGAAUGAUGAGGUCAAGAAGGAAAAUGAUGAUUAUGAUGACAAAGAUGAUGAAGAUGAUGGCGACUCCUUAGAUGAUACUGAUGAUGAGCUUUUAAGCGAGGAUUUUGACUCUGAUACAAGUCAACAAAGUCAUGAGACUCGCAAGAAGAGCAGAUGGUUCAAGAAAUUCUUUGAUAGUUUGGAUAGUUUGUCCAUUGAAGAGGUAAAUGAACCAGCAAGGCAGUGGCACUGUCCAGCAUGUCAAGGUGGUCCUGGUGCUAUUGACUGGUACAGAGGCCUGCAGCCCUUGAUCACACAUGCCAAAACAAAAGGAUCUAAAAGGGUAAAGCUACAUAGGGAGCUUGCAGAACUUUUGGAUGAGGAGUUGAGCAGGAGGGGAACUUCAGUUAUUCCAGCUGGUGAAGUGUUUGGCAAAUGGAAAGGUUUAAAGGAUGAUGAGAAAGAUCAUGAAAUUGUUUGGCCUCCAAUGGUUAUUGUUAUGAAUACUAGGCUUGAGCAGGAUGACAAUGAUAAGUGGCUUGGAAUGGGCAAUCAAGAGCUUCUUGACUACUUCAGUGGAUAUGCUGCUGUGAAGGCUCGACACUCUUAUGGUCCGCAGGGUCAUCGUGGGAUGAGUAUUCUGAUCUUUGAGAGCUCUGCACGGGGAUAUUUAGAAGCUGAGCGCUUGCAUAAGCAUUUUGCCGAGCAGGGAACUGAUAGAAAUGCUUGGGAUCGUCGCCGGGUCUUAUUCUAUCAGGGUGGAAAGCGCCAGCUCUAUGGUUACAUGGCACUGAAGGAAGACUUGGACCUCUUCAAUCAGCAUUCUCAGGGGAAGUCGAGGCUGAAAUAUGAAUUGAGGUCAUACCACGAGAUGGUUGUCAACCAAAUCAGGCAAAUGGCUGAGGACAACCAGCAACUCAUCUACCUGAAGAACAAGGUUGUUAAAGAACAAAGGCAUUCAGAACAACUUGAAAAAUAUUGUGGAAUAGUGGCUGAGAAGCUGCGGAAGACAAUAGAAGAAAAUCGCAUUGUGAGGCAGAGAACCCAAAUGCAUCAUGAACAGAACAAGGAAGAGUUGGAUUUCCAAGAGCAAUUUUUCAAGGAGCAACUCCAAACAAUCCGUGAUCAAAGAGAGGCAAAAGAAGAGGAUUUUGAGAAACUGCAGCAGGAUAAGCGGCAGCAGGUGAAGGAGUUAAAUGCAAAUCCUUCCAAUACCGAGGAAUAUAGAAGCAGAGUGGAAAAAGUUGAGGAAUUUAUAGAGCUUCAAGACAAAGAGAUGGAGGAGUAUGUGGCUGAGAGGGAUAACUUGAUUGAAGAACAUGGUGAGAAGAUGACUGCAAUGAAGCGGAGGCACUUGGAGGAAGAACUUGAAAUGGAGAAAGAGUAUGAUGCUCGGCUAGCCAGCCUUAUGAAGAAGUACACCCCAAACCAGGCGGAAGGCUCUGCCAACGUCUGAAGUUCCAAGGUGAGAGAAGGGAGGGGACAGUCAUAGAAAAGAACAGUGGCGUGAACUUUUAACGACAAAGCACUGAGAAAACUUUUGAGGCAUUUCCAUAUUUUCUCUUAUGAAUACACACAACUUGCAGAGAAUAGACCCCUAGGGAUAGAACCAUGUCCAAGAAAAAAGCCACUUUUUAUCAGUUACUGUUAAGACUGUUUUGAUGGGGCUUCGUGGCGGUGCUUGGCUUGAUGGAUGGUUGCAUAUUUCGAACUUUGUAAUGCGGUCUAAAAGUUUCAUGUGGUUGCCAGGCCUUUUCCUCUUCGUUGCAUUAUUUUUCUUUAGCUAGAGUCUGUUGAUGGAUGUUUAAUCAUGAGAGGGGCUGUUCAAUCCAUCCAUGGCUUGUUGUAGGCCAUUUUUCUU
This is a messenger RNA of Populus trichocarpa (black cottonwood), 2608 nucleotides long. RefSeq names its product protein SUPPRESSOR OF GENE SILENCING 3. The record is from RefSeq and is a predicted model, not a curated record. NCBI's taxonomy places the organism in Eukaryota, Viridiplantae, Streptophyta, Magnoliopsida, Malpighiales, Salicaceae. Gene Ontology annotation, biological process: regulatory ncRNA-mediated gene silencing; defense response to virus. Bases 251 to 2203 code for a protein of 650 amino acids. The transcript has 7 exons.